UUUCGCUAUGGUCCGGUCAUGCUCGGAAAUAUCAAGCAGUCCUUCGUCUCCUGAACGCCUCUUACCUUUAGUAGACAACUUCUUUUCCGAACGUGCUGCUGAUCGAAAACAAGGUCUAGUCGAGCAAUGUCCAAUCUCGGAUCCAGAAUCAUACAUAUUCGGCUGCCCGACCCAAGGAUGCAAGCGCUCCAAUCUAGGAUCAUACUAACAGCGGGUACUUCAAGGUAAUUAGAUCCUCGUACGCUUCAUAUAUCUUUCGAUUUCAGUAUCUUUCAACAUGCACCUACCUCCGCUAGAUGUUGCCGUCUAUCCUGUUGUCACCAUGAGCCACGGGAGACAUGGUGGUAGAUCCACUCGUACUAUGUCUUCAAUCUCUUCAACUUCAUCAUCAUCGUCCACCUCCUCAACCGGAACAGUUACAACCACAACCAACACACCAGACUUCUCUAGUAUUCAAAGGGUCAUCCGAAACGUGUUUCGCUCCUCAAAGAUUACAGUGCAACAAGUUGAGCGACUCCAAGGACGCCUUCACCAGGUCUAUCUCGCCAGGCUUACUGACGGAAGUUCGCUCGUCCUAAAAUGUCCACCACUAUUCAAUACACGAAUGCUCCGUCACGAAAGGCACUCUCUGGAAACGGAGCGGAAGACAAUGGAGACCCUCCGAGAGUACACCCAACUUUCGGUCCCUCAGGUCAUCAAGUAUGACAGUCAGGGUGGCGCUUUAGGAUCACCCUUUCUCAUGAUGAGCUUUCUUCCAGGCCGACGUCUCUCAGAGCUCUCAUCUUUCCUUUCCGCUAGUGAGCGAAAGGUGGUUGAUCGUACCCUCGGAGCUUAUGUCCGCAGUCUUACAGCACUAUCGGCUACCCAGUUUGGCCCGACCCACAGAGUAUUUGCUAAAAAAGGGAGCUCUUCGUGGCGAGAAGCAUUUCUUGCCCUGCUUGAAUCUGCUCUACGCGAUGCUGAGGACAUGCUCGUCACCAUCCCGUACGACAGCAUCCGCUACUACGUAGGACAACAGAGCCAGUGCCUAGACGAGGUUACUGAACCGCGAUUGGUCGCCCUGAACGUUUGUGAUCCACAGAAUGUGCUUCUCGACGAGCGGACCAAGCAGGUGACCGGUCUUGUGGGCUUCUCGAACGUUAUUUGGGGUGAUCCGCUCAUGAGUGGAGGUAUCGCAGACGGUAGCGAGGCUUUCUUUGAGGGCUAUGGCCAGUGUCCGGCUCGAACCGGUGGCGCGAAAGCUAGACAGUCGAUUUAUACUACCUAUAAGGCCGUGGUGCAGGUUGUCUCUCACUAUUAUCGUCCUCACCUGGAAAUUGACGAACUUGACGCCAGGCGAUCCUUAACCUAUGCGCUCAACGACCUCGCUCAAAUGUGAAGCGCUUUGGUCAACUCUCACCUGUACUUGUGCCACAUGUACCACACAUCGAAGCCAGCAGCAGGAGACGAAAUUGUGUCAUCAAACGGCACAACCUCGCUUCAAUUGACGACUCAACGAUGAAUGAAGGAAUCAGCCUGGUGCUGCUCACUUCAUUGACAAGACCCCCUCAUUUGCAUCAGCUUGUUUCUCUUCGUUUCAACACGCGAGCACCGCCAGCCUCACCUUUGCAUGGCACUCUUGGAGAAGCGCUUAACCCCUGUUAACACCACCGUUGUCCGUU
This is a messenger RNA of Lindgomyces ingoldianus, 1661 nucleotides long. RefSeq lists its product as uncharacterized. The coding region runs from base 278 to 1378 and encodes 366 amino acids. The record is from RefSeq and is a predicted model, not a curated record. The transcript has 2 exons. Lineage: Eukaryota; Fungi; Ascomycota; Dothideomycetes; Pleosporales; Lindgomycetaceae.